Orussus abietinus is the source of this 657-nucleotide messenger RNA. RefSeq lists its product as uncharacterized. The transcript has a single exon. The record is from RefSeq and is a predicted model, not a curated record. NCBI's taxonomy places the organism in Eukaryota, Metazoa, Arthropoda, Insecta, Hymenoptera, Orussidae. Bases 1 to 657 code for a protein of 218 amino acids.
AUGGGUGACAAGAGGAAGCGCAACAUAUGUCAAUGCUUGAAAAACCGAGAUCGCAUAGAAAAGAAGGCAACGAAGGAUAAGUAUAAAAGGAAGAGGCAGACGUUCGUUUUUAACCCGGAAGAAGAAAUGUGGCAUGAACCCUAUAUGCACUGUUUGCGAAAAGAAUUUUCGCAGAUAUCAAUUCCGUGUGACUCAAAGAUCGAGCUGCCUUGGAAGGACAUCGCCCUGCCGGCUGUAGCGAUGAAAAUUCGACCCGAGACCACAUCGGAAGAACAGAUUCAGGAAGCCGCUAUGCAGGACGACGGCGAUGCGCCGGAACAAAAAGAGUCUCUAGGCAAGAUGCAGUUGCCGUGGAAUUUUCUGCUGAUCCCUGACACCGCCCGAGUGGAUAAGGUGGAUACCGAAAAGUGUGACUCUACUUUGGAAAUUCCUUGGAAGGAUCUUUCUUUGGACGAGCCGAUCAUCAUACAGCCACCUCCUAAAGAGGAGCCGUGCGAGCCGGACGAUAUAGAGAUCCCAUGGAACGAUAUUCUGAUACCAUCGGGCAUAGUGAUAGCGACGACGAAGAAAAAGAAACAUCCCUCAAAUCAACUCCCCCCGCGAUCGGCAGACGGGAUGGGUUGCCAACAGCCUUGCUGUCUAAGAAUGAGGCGUUAA